AUGGCUCUUGCAGUUGAUCGCCACCUUGCUAUCCUCACUGGCAUUUCUCUUUCCUGUGUCACCGUCAAGGCACUCAAGUGGUUUAUCAAAAAGCGACAAAAUAAUGCUCCUCUUCCUCCUGGCCCAGUGCCCCUCCCACUGUUGGGGAGCGUCUUAUCUAUCGACGCUUAUGAGCCUUGGCUGACUUACACUAAGUGGAGUGCUGUGUAUGGGGACUUGGUCUUUGUGCGAAGUCUAGACGAGGAAAUGGUCGUGAUCAAUUCUCAGCACAUCACAGAAGCCUUACUGGACAAGCGUUCUCGUAUUUACUCCGAUCGACCAUAUCUAGCAACACUCAUGCCAUAUGGCUUAUCGAUUAACUUUGGAUUCACAGCUUAUGGCGAUGAAUGGCGUCUCUGCAGACGACUUUUCCACCAAACUUUCCGUCCCCAGUCCGCAGCAAAAUUUCGCCCAAUGCAGAUCAAGCGUGCUCGUGAGAUUAUCGUCAACCUAGUCGAUAACCCUCAAAAUUAUCACGACCACUUCGCAACAUCAGCAAAUGAUUUUCACGAGUUGAACCAUUAUCCAUCUAUUCACAGAUUCUCGUUAUCUGUUGUGAUGUCAACAGUAUACGACUACAAUAUUGGUGCUCGUGAUGAUCCUAUGGUGCAAACCGUGAUAAAGCACUGGUUCCAGGCUUGA
Messenger RNA from Suillus discolor, 681 nucleotides. Its product is annotated as cytochrome P450. Bases 1 to 681 code for a protein of 226 amino acids. The transcript is spliced from 3 exons. Gene Ontology annotation, molecular function: heme binding; iron ion binding; oxidoreductase activity, acting on paired donors, with incorporation or reduction of molecular oxygen. The record is from RefSeq and is a predicted model, not a curated record. NCBI's taxonomy places the organism in Eukaryota, Fungi, Basidiomycota, Agaricomycetes, Boletales, Suillaceae.